AUGACUCCCUUCACCGUGGGUGACUACCUGGCCGAACGGCUGGCCCAGAUGGGUAUCCGUCACCACUUCAUGGUGCCCGGCGACUACAACCUCAUUCUACUCGACAAGCUCGAAGCGCACCCUCAACUGACGGGCAUCGGCUGCACCAACGAGCUUAACUGCUCGCUGGCCGCCGAGGGCUACGCCCGCGCCCACGGCGUCAGCGUCUGCGUCGUCACCUACAGCGUGGGCGCCUUGUCGGCCUUCAACGGCGUCGGCAGCGCCUACGCCGAGAACCUGCCCGUCAUCCUCGUCAGCGGUGCCCCCAACACGAAUGACGGAGGCCACCACCUCCUUCACCACACGCUGGGCGAGGACGACUUUUCCUACCAGCUCGACAUGGCCCGCCGGUUGACGUGCGCUGCCGUGGCCAUCCGCAAGGCGUCCCAGGCCCCGACCCUCAUCGACGGCGCCAUUUCAAAGGCCCUGCGAGAGCGCAAGCCCGUCUAUAUUGAGCUGCCGACCAAUCUGUCGGGAGAGCCCUGUGUCCAGCCCGGGCCCGUCAGCGCCCUUCUGGAGCCGGCCCCGAGCGACAGAGCUGCCCUGGCGGCGGCCGUGGCCAGUGUGGCUAAGUAUCUCGGCGACAAGCAAAAGCCCGUCAUGCUCGUCGGGCCCAAGGUGCAGCGGGCGGACGCGCAGAGGGAGCUAGCGCGGCUGGCCGAAGCCAUGGGGUGCGCCGUCGUGCUGCAGCCGGCUGCCAAGGGCUGCUUCUUCGAGGACCACUCCCAGUUUGCCGGAGUCUUCUGGGGCCAGGUCAGCACCCUUGCCGCCGAUGCCAUUGUCAACUGGGCCGAUGUGCUGCUCUGCGUCGGCACUGUCUUUACCGAUUACAGCACCGUCGGCUGGACCGCCUUGCCCAGCGUGCCGCUCAUCGUCGCCGACAUAAACACCGUCACGGAUCCCGACGUCCACUUCAGCCACGUCCGGUUGGCCGACUUCUUGUCCACACUGGCAGGCGCCGUCGGCUGGAACGACAGCACCAUGGUCGAGUACAACCGGCUCCGUCCAGACCCUACUGUAGACUAUAGCUCCUGCAACGACGACAAGUUGACGAGGAAGCAUGUAAGCCAGCAGACUCAGGCGCUCCUCACUGCCACGACGACGGUCUUUGUCGACACGGGCGACUCGUGGUUUAAUGGCAUCCAACUGCACCUGCCACGCGGCGCCGAAUUUGAGAUUGAGAUGCAAUGGGGCCAUAUUGGAUGGUCAAUCCCUGCCUCGUUUGGCUACGCCCUUAGCAAGCCGCAGAGGAGAACCAUAGUCAUGGUGGGUGACGGCGCCUUUCAGAUGACUGCCCAGGAGGUUUCGCAGAUGGUGCGCCACCGCGUGCCCAUCAUUAUGCUGCUCAUGAACAAUAGAGGCUACACCAUCGAGGUCGAGAUCCACGAUGGCAUGUACAACCGCAUUCAGAAUUGGGACUAUGCAGCCCUGGUUAAGGCAUUCGCGUGCAGCGAGGAGAACCAUGUCCUUGGGCUCAAAGCCCACACCGUCGGCCAGUUUUCCACAGCCAUUAAGAGGGCCAUGGCGCAUACUGACGGGCCAGCACUCAUCGAGUGCAGCAUCCAUCAAGACGACUGUAGCAGAGACUUGAUUACCUGGGGGCAUUUUGUUGCUGUGGCCAACGCCCGUCCACAGGCUACUGCGUAG
Molecule: messenger RNA, 1686 nt
Organism: Hirsutella rhossiliensis
Lineage: Eukaryota; Fungi; Ascomycota; Sordariomycetes; Hypocreales; Ophiocordycipitaceae
Product: thiamine pyrophosphate enzyme, central domain-containing protein
Exons: 1
Coding region: 1-1686 (561 amino acids)
Molecular function (GO): thiamine pyrophosphate binding; carboxy-lyase activity; magnesium ion binding
Source: RefSeq, a predicted model, not a curated record